AUGGCAGCUUUCCAGCAGGCCCUUGCCAACUUCAACAACCAACACGGCAAUACAGCAUCAUCCUCAUCUUCGGUUUCGAUUCGAGGUUCAGCAAAUGGAGCACCAUCUACGCGAGGUAUAGCCUCGGCACUGAGGGGAGCCGGGAUCUCCCGAGAACAAGCCAUGGAACUCGACAACAGUAAUAAUGGCGGUAGAGUUGGUAGGGGCGGCAGAAGAGGCGGUAGGUCUGGAGGACCUCUUGAUCAGACCGGUCGACAUCAUCCAUCAAAUGCUUCCAACAACAAACCAUAUCAAAAAACAGCACCAGCUGGAUCAUUAGCUUCCCGUAUGUCAACAUCUGGACCAUCGAACGCUCGAGGUGGUCGACCCACUAGAGGAAACGCUCCGAAUGCUCGAAACCCAGCUGGUACUCCACCCUUCAUUAAGCAACUUCAAAGUCUCAGCGGUAAAGCUGAGAGAGAUCAUUCGAAAUCUGAACUCGGAAAGAAACUUCACAGUGAAGAAAUGAAAGAAUGGAUCAGAAAGAGAGUCAUCGCCGAGGGAAUUCUUGACAUGUCGAAUCUUCCCAACGAUCCGUGGCUCAAAGAAAAUGGUAUACUGCCACCUGGUCAUCCAAAUGCACCAGCUAAUGCAGGCACAGUAUUCUGGAGGAUUAUCGAAGAUGUGGUGCAAAAGGGCGCUGGUAUAACAAUACAUACCCUUAGCUUAGCCAAUAACAACCUCGAUCACCUCUUCCAGCUUCAAAGGCUUCCCUUAACACUUCCCGACAUUCGAGCUCUUGACUUGAGUGGUAACCCAAUCAAGCAUAUAAGCGAGCUCGAUCAUUUGCGAGCGGCCGGUGAAAAGAAAGGAAAAGCCAAUGCUGGUGCAGGAAGUUUGAAAAGCUUAGUGGAAAUCAAGUUGAAUGAUUCUCCCUUUAGGGAGAAAAUGCUUCAACAACCGGACGGCGCGGAAAUGUAUAAGCACGAUAUUUUACGUCGAUUUCCCGGUCUCAGGAUCUUGGAUGGCGUAGAACUCGAGCGUAUCAUACUCCCUAUCGAUAGAAAGCCGAAAGUCCGUCUCACCGAUUCGCAAAAGGCUGGCUUCAUUGCCAGGCCAUUUUCGUUCCCUUGCGACGUCCAACCUGGUUUUGGUGAGGAAGGCGUCAAGGAGCCAGCAAUGCAGUUCUGCGCCAAAUUUUUCACCUUGUUCGACACUGAUCGAAAUGCUGUUAUUUCCGGAUAUGCACCUAACGCGCUUAUAUCAAUCUCGGCCAAUACUUUACCCUCUCGUUCAGCAAAUCAAACGGAAAUUCAGAAAACUCGACAAAAUCGGCCUCAGCCUGUGCCUUUCGAAGCGUGGACCAAUUUGCCAAGUAGGAACUUUUUCCGAGGAACAACGAGUAUCAAAGCCCGAAUGGACAGUCUUCAAUCACCAGCUGAUGCUGAACGUUUAUUGAGAUGGUGGAAUAAAGCCGUUCCAAAGACCAAGCAUCCUUUAACGGAUCCUUCGAAAUGGGCGUUUGAUACUUGGGUGCUAGAUGGAGAAGCCGAAAGCACCAAAUUAUGCUUAAUAAUUGAGGGAGAAUUUGAGGAGAUGCCUUCCGGGACAUAUCGAUCUUUCUCAAGAACUUUCAUUCUUUCACCUGCUCCGGCAGGAUCAUCUGCUGCCAGUGCUGGAUGGCCCGCUAUCAUCCUCUCAGACACCAUGAUUGUGCAUUCGUAUUUCGGUACAUACGCAUUCGACGAUCAAAAUAGAUCGUUGGCCGUUCACGGCGUUUCGAUCAUACCACCUUCCAUCCCUCCGCCUACUACGUCAACUCCUGCUAUGGACGCUGCCUCUCAAGAUGCCCUUGUGGCUCAAGUAUCACGGAGAACAGGGAUGAACGCCCAAUUCUCCAAUUUGUGUUUACAGCAAAACGGAUGGGAUUUCGAAGCGUCCUUGAAGAACUUUGAGGAAAUUAGAGGGUCUAUCCCUGCCGAGGCCUUUGUUUGA
Messenger RNA from Kwoniella shivajii, 1974 nucleotides. RefSeq lists its product as uncharacterized. Gene Ontology annotation, biological process: poly(A)+ mRNA export from nucleus. Gene Ontology annotation, molecular function: protein binding; RNA binding. The transcript is spliced from 8 exons. NCBI's taxonomy places the organism in Eukaryota, Fungi, Basidiomycota, Tremellomycetes, Tremellales, Cryptococcaceae. Gene Ontology annotation, cellular component: nucleus. The record is from RefSeq and is a predicted model, not a curated record. The coding region runs from base 1 to 1974 and encodes 657 amino acids.